Molecule: messenger RNA, 998 nt
Organism: Panicum virgatum (switchgrass)
Lineage: Eukaryota; Viridiplantae; Streptophyta; Magnoliopsida; Poales; Poaceae
Product: PHD finger protein ALFIN-LIKE 5-like
Exons: 5
Coding region: 257-784 (175 amino acids)
Biological process (GO): regulation of DNA-templated transcription
Cellular component (GO): nucleus
Molecular function (GO): transcription coregulator activity; transcription cis-regulatory region binding; histone binding
Source: RefSeq, a predicted model, not a curated record
CAGGCCACGGCCGCGCCGAGGGAGACACCGCCCCCCGCACGGCCUGCCCCGCUCCCGCCGCCGUGCACAGCGGAGGGGAUCUUCAGGGACUUCACCUGCCGCCGCGCGCCGCCCUCAUCUCACCAAAGAUGAGACGACAUUCUCUCGUCAGUGCAGCGAAGGUACAGAAACCCUGUACCUGUAUGGCAACAGUGAUGAGAGUUGGGAGCUGCGACCGCUAAAGUUGCUCAAACCACCCGGACAGCCUGAUCCGAGAAUGCUCGGCGUUAAACUAGUGAGGGGUGACAUGAAACACCCGAAGUGGCUUAGACACAUUGCCAUGCACUGUGAUGCAUGGCUCAUUCGGAUCUCCUUCCUUGGUGCCAAUUUGGGGACUCAAGCAAGCAGGCAACGCUUGUGUGCUAUGAUCAACAGUCUGCAAACUGUUCAUGAAAAAGUUGCUGCUAGUGACACAUAUCGCCGCAUAUAUCAUCGAGAGAAAAUGUUGUCUUAUGCAAAGAGUUAUGGGUUGGUUGUUGCACAGAAUAAGGAGAUCGAGGACGAGGAUGAAGGGUGUGGUACUGAGCCAACCAUAUGUGAUAGCUGUGGUAACCGUUACCGUAUGAACGCGUUCUGGAUCUGUUGCAAUGUGUGCGAUCGCUGGUUCCAUGGUAAAUGUGUGAAGGUAUCGGCUGCUCAAGCAGAGCACAUAGAUAAAUAUGAGUGCCCUGAGUGCUGCUUGGACAAGAAAGGGCACGAUUACAAUGCGGACCCAAUGCUUUCUGUUCUGUAUAAGCGAUACUAACUAGGUACGCCCUUCAGUCCCAAGUCGCAUGGAGCUAGUGGAUGUGAACUCUUCUGGACUUGUUUUCAUGCCAUAUGGAUUGUUGGACUAGCUGCUGAGGUAGUAAGCGAACUUGUGCGGCUGUUGAUUUAAGUCUGGAUUGCAUCAUGCUCUGAUUAUUCAACCAUUAGACCUGUCGAUUAAUCUCAAUGUUUCUGUAACAGUCCUGUGUAAA